AUGCCAAGAUCAAUCAGAGGGCCACAGUUUGAGGAACAUCAUGGACGUAGAAACUUGGAAAAUAGGCUGAAUGCGCCUAGUUCUUUGGAAGAAACUCAGGAAACUCCAGUGAAAACGAAGAAACUUUUUGUGACAGGGCUAUCAUUUUACACAUAUGAGAAAACCUUACGUGCUUCAUUUGAAGGCUUUGGUGAGCUUGUUGAAGUUAAAGUCAUCAUAGAUAAAAUUUCAAAAAGGUCCAAGGGUUAUGCAUUUAUUGAAUAUGCCACAGAAGAGGCUGCAAGUGCAACACUCAAAGAGAUGAACGACAAGAUUAUUAAUGGCUGGAUGAUAGUGGUGAUGUUGCUAAGACUACCCCGCCAAGAUACAACAAAGGUCGCGCCAGACCAUCUGCAUGAUAAGAAAACAAAGUCUGUAAGGGAAAGACAACAAUGCAGGCAGGUAUGUUACGCUGCCAUAAUAUUCUCAGGAGAAGUUUCCGGUAGUUAUUACUACAUAUGCUCCAGGGAAGCGAACAUAUUUGCCAGAUUUUCUACUGGUUGUGUGAGAUUAAGCAUGCUGCAAUGGACAGACUAA
This is a messenger RNA of Vicia faba (fava bean), 576 nucleotides long. NCBI's taxonomy places the organism in Eukaryota, Viridiplantae, Streptophyta, Magnoliopsida, Fabales, Fabaceae. The record is from the annotation of a GenBank genome assembly.